CGACGCAACGCAACGCAACGCGGUCUCCGCCGUCUCCAACCUCUCGUCCCGUCCGCCUCCCAAAUAAAUCCAACCCAUAAAUUUUUUUUCUUCCGCCGCUGUGUCCGCCAUUAUUCCUCCGCGAGGAACGCCUCGAGGUGCCCGUGCUAGAUCGGUGGCGCCUCCCUCCUCUCCGGAGAAAAAGUUCCCAGCCCGAUUCUUGGGAGGGAUUUCUCGCGCGCGGUCCGGUUUCUUGAGCAAUAGAGCAGGUUCUUGGAUGAAACAGUGGGCAUGGUAGUAUCGAAUCGGUGUGAAAUUGUGUGUUGCUACACGCUGACCUGCCCCGGUCGAAAUUCCGCAGGCAUGCAGAGCCAGAUCGUGUGCCAUGGGUGCAGGAGCGUGCUACUCUACCCGAGAGGGGCGCCCAGCGUGUGCUGCGCGGUGUGCCAUGCCGUCACCAGCGCGCCUCCUCCAGGAAUGGAGAUGGCUCAGCUUAUAUGUGUCGGUUGUCGAACCUUGUUGAUGUAUACUCGCAAUGCAAGUACCGUCAGAUGCUCAUGUUGUGAUACAGUCAAUCUUGCCAGACCAGCACCGCCAGUGAGUAGUAUAGCUCAUGUGAACUGCGGCCAGUGCCAGACGGUGUUAAUGUAUCCAUACGGAGCAUCUUCAGUAAAAUGCGCUAUCUGCAAUUUCAUUACAAAUAUUGGGAUGAAUACCAUAAGACCGUUGCCACAUACAAUGCCUGCACCAAACGGAACUUCAUAUAAUGUCCCAUCGACUUCUGCGCCGUCCACUCAAUCACAGAAUGUAACCGUGGUUGUCGAAAAUCCAAUGACAGUAGAUGACAAGGGAAAAUUGGUGAGCAACGUCGUGGUCGGGGUAACGUCUGGUGGGAAAAAGUAGCAAAAUAUGUCGGCAGCACACAAGUGUGGCCCUGUUCUAUGUGUUUAUAAUCUGGAGUUGGAAACACUUUGUACUAUACCCUUGUCGGGCGAUGUAUCAAUCUGUUGCUCAGAAGCAAGAAAUAUCCGAAGAGCAUAAAGAUGUUUUGUGCCCGACAAAAAAGAAAAAAAAAAGUGCGGGAGUGCGAACUGAGAAAACUGCAAAAACUGUAGUUUGUUUACACCUUGAUUCUUUUGUAUGUAACAUAUGGGACCUCCCUGUGUGAUCAAAUUCCUGCCCUGAUUAAGGGGCCUCUCUCAUCCUCGAUGAAUAACAGCAGAUAACUUUGCACAUGGCUGGCUCCAGCUGUUGAUGAUUUAGUGAACGGUAAUUAUUGUGAUGACUAAUUCUUUGAAGGAUAAAUACGUACUACAUGUAUACAUCAGAAGUGUAAAAUCAACUAUUGGUCAAGGGACAACGUGUAAUUGCGGUUGCAUUGUACGUGUAAUAGUACCUGUGGGUAUUUAUUUACACAUUGCACGUUACGAAA
Lolium rigidum is the source of this 1411-nucleotide messenger RNA. Its product is annotated as protein LOL2-like. The record is from RefSeq and is a predicted model, not a curated record. Lineage: Eukaryota; Viridiplantae; Streptophyta; Magnoliopsida; Poales; Poaceae. Bases 271 to 882 code for a protein of 203 amino acids. The transcript has 7 exons.